UGGUAGUAUAUACUGUGAAAGCGCAACCAUUUCUAACAACCAACGAAUCAUCAUCGCUAACUUGGCCGAGUGGUUAAGGCGCUGUGUUUAGGUUCUUAUCAGAAACCAAACCCGCAGUGGGAAACCGCGGAGGUUCGAACCCUCCAGUUAGCAAACUAGCGAUUCACUUUUUGCUAUUUCCAUCAUCGCUUAAAACGUUUCAUAUUGUUUGAUUUGUUUGUUAUUAGCGAUCACCGAUGAUCAGGAUCAUUUGUACUGCUUGUCUCUAUAGGACCAUGCCUGAGGAUCAUGUCAUUGUCUGUGAUUCUCGAACAAUCUGCUCCUUGUUUUUCUCAAGUACAAUGACCUUCUUUUGUUUCCCAUUAUCUUUUAAGGGAUUGUUUUCCUUGACACAAUCGCCCUCAGGCCGAGUUCAGCUCCUCAUGCUGGGUAUGGCAUUGACUCUACUCAUAUACCCUCAGAAAAUAACUCCUUAGACCAACCGGUAAAACUCAU
Molecule: messenger RNA, 495 nt
Organism: Fusarium redolens
Lineage: Eukaryota; Fungi; Ascomycota; Sordariomycetes; Hypocreales; Nectriaceae
Exons: 1
Coding region: 237-476 (79 amino acids)
Source: RefSeq, a predicted model, not a curated record